UAUAUAUAUAUAUAUACACAUAAGUCAAACGUCUUACUAAGCUAUCUAUAUGUUCAAAGAUUCAUGUCUGGCAAAUUAUCUUUUUGGGUUUUAGAUGUUUGAUAUCUUCUUUAAAAAUAUCAAAAGUUUCUUUACUUAAAUAUUAGCAAAUUCUGGCUACUAUUACAAAUGAUUUUUAAUAUUUAGAAUUUUCUACUUCAUCUAUCACAUCCUCAUUUAUUAUCAUUACUCUCCUCAUUUUAUUGCCAUCAUUUCUCACCAUAUUUCUACUAAUUGUUAAACCCAAUCUCUACACCUCUAGCCUUUCAUUUAUUUCUUCCCUAUUUUCUCUUAUUAACACUACAUUGUCAACAAACAACAUGCACCAUGGUCCCUCUCCUUAUUUCUCUAGUAAUUUUAACCAUCACUAUAGAAAAUAAAAAAGGGCUUAAAGCAAAACUUUGGUGCAUUCCUACUCUUACCAUAAAUUUUUUUUUUACUCCGUCUAUAUGUUUUAUCCUGGUAAAAGUCCCAUUAUACGUAUUCUCUAUUACAUCAAUAUACAGUGAAAUUCGCUUAUAACGAUGCCGUAUACAACGAUAAUCCGGGUAAAACGAUUCCAAGCGAUGUAUUUGGUUGGUUUUAUAUGUUAUGUGUAGUAUUUUUAUUCGUAUAUAACGAUAUCGGUUAUAACGAUAAUCCGGAUAUAGCGAUGUUAUUUUAAAACGAAAAUUGGUUUUUAUUGAUCACCUAUAGCGAUUAAUAAUACAGUAUUGUAGUAGUAAAUUUGAUUUCGUCCAAAUCGAUAAUUCUUAAUCUUAUCUGUAACAGAUAAUGUGUCUUGUACGCCCGUACUGUAUACAGCAUACGUUUCUUACUCGUUUAGUCGCCGUUUUGAUUGCUAUCCGUUUAGACACGUUCCGAACUCCGUAGAUAAAAAUGUCAAAUAAAAGAAGACGCUGUUUCACUAUUGCUGAAAAAGUGAAAAUAAUUGAACGCUUAGAAUGUGGUGUUUCUAAUAAAGAUCUUUGCCAAGAGCUAGGAAUUAGUCAAUCAACACUAUCUACCAUAUGGAAAUCAAAAGACCAAAUAAAAAGCGUUUUUCAAAAAGACGUGACAUCUAACAAAAGAUUAAAAUGUAGCCAACAUCAAGACGUCGAACAGGCUCUUUUGGAAUGGUUCAAAAUACAACGAUCUAAAAAUAUUCCAAUAAGUGGUCCGAUACUUCGAGAAAAAGCGACCGAAUUCGGGAAGUGUUUUAAUAAAAUCGAUUUUCAAUGUUCUUCCUCUUGGAUUACCCGUUUUCGUCAAAGACACAAUAUUGUUUUUGGAAAAAUAAGCGGAGAAUCGUCAAGCGUUCCUGUUGGUGUUUCGGAAAAUUGGCUGGAACACGUUUGGCCUAAUUUGCGUAAAAAUUAUGCAGAUUGUGACAUUUAUAACGCUGAUGAAACUGGAUUGUUUUACCGUCUAACACCGUCUCAAACAUUACGUUUUAAAGGGGAAACAUGCAGUGGUGGUAAAUUAUCUAAAGAGCGACUCACGCUUCUUGUAGCCUCUAAUAUGACUGGUUCUUACAAAAAAAAAUUGUUAGUAAUUGGAAAAUCUCAGACUCCGAGAUGUUUUAAAAAUGUCAAAAACUUGACAGUUGACUACAAAAGCAAUAAAAAAGCAUGGAUGACCGGUGAAAUAUUUUCCGACUGGUUAAAAGAAUGGGAUAAACAACUAGCAAAGGAAAAACGACAUAUCUUAUUGACUGUAGAUAAUUGUCCGGCUCAUCCUCCUGUUCAAACUGAUUUUAUAAAGUUGGUUUUUCUCCCUCCAAACACGACCUCUGUGUUACAACCUAUGGAUCAAGGUAUUAUAAAAGCAUUAAAAGUGAAAUUUCGGGAAAAACUAGUACUCAAAAUUAUUAACCAAGAGGAACAGGGAAAAGAUAUUAAAAUUUCAGUAUUAGAUGCAAUUUUAAUGAUCUCCGAUGCAUGGAAUGAUGUUUCUACCACAACAAUAAGAAACUGUUUCCACCACGCUGGAUUCAAGGCUUUGGUAAACGACGAAACAGAAGUAGUAAGUGAAAAUCAUUUGGACACAGAGUGUUUUUCUGAAGAAAACAUACAAAGUUUUGCGGAGGUUGACGAUGCUCUUUUGACCAAUGAAGAACCCAAUGAAGAAGAAAUUGUCAAGUCUAUUUUGAAUGCAAAUAAUGAUGAAAGUGAACAAGCUGACGAAGAGAGCGAAGAAAUCGUAUUCAAAUUACCAUCUAUUUCGGAAAUGUAUUUUUAUAUUGAUCAGGUGCGUACUUUUGUUUCGGUAAACAGUGACAUAAAUACGCCAGAAGUAUCAAUGGCAUUAAAUAAUAUUUCUAAUUUUGUUAAAAAAUCUUAUUCAAAUUAUAAACAAACUACUAUUAAAGAUUAUUUUUCAAACAAAUCGUAAACGUAUACUAUAUAUGUAUUAUAAUCUGUACAUUUAUUAAAAUUUAGUACCUUGAAUGUUAAA
Daktulosphaira vitifoliae (grape phylloxera) is the source of this 2475-nucleotide messenger RNA. RefSeq names its product tigger transposable element-derived protein 4-like. The coding region runs from base 919 to 2412 and encodes 497 amino acids. The transcript has a single exon. Gene Ontology annotation, molecular function: DNA binding. Gene Ontology annotation, cellular component: nucleus. The record is from RefSeq and is a predicted model, not a curated record. NCBI's taxonomy places the organism in Eukaryota, Metazoa, Arthropoda, Insecta, Hemiptera, Phylloxeridae.